AGCCAGCCACAGCCACUCUCAGUCACCCCUGGGCACUCCAGAAAGGCAUCAGGACUGUGCCCUCCAAGAAUCAUGCCCACCGUGGAUGAUGCCCUGGAGCACGCAGGUGAAUUUCACUUUUUCCAGAAGCAAAUGUUUGUCCUCUUGGCUCUGCUUUCCGCAGCCUUCACCCCCAUCUACGUGGGCAUCGUCUUCCUGGGCUUCACCCCUGACCACCGCUGCUGGAGCCCCGGGGUGGCCGAACUGAGCCAGCGCUGUGACUGGAGCCCUGCCGAGGAGCUGAACUACACGGUACCCGGCCUGGGGCCCACAGGUGAGGCCACCCAUGGCCAGUGCUGGCGCUAUGAGGUGGACUGGAACCAGAGUACCCUGGGCUGCGUGGACCCUCUGGCCGGCCUGGCCACCAACAGGAGCCGCCUGCCGCUGGGCCCCUGUGGGGACGGCUGGGUGUACGACACACCUGGCUCCUCCAUCGUCACUGAGUUUAAUCUGGUGUGUGCCAACUCCUGGCUGCUGGACCUGUUUCAGUCGUCAGUGAAUGUGGGAUUUUUUAUCGGCUCUGUGGGCAUCGGCUACAUAGCAGACAGGUUUGGCCGUAAGCUCUGCUUCUUGACCACAAUCCUCAUAAACGCUGCUUCUGGGGUUCUCAUGGCCGUUUCCCCAACCUACACAUGGAUGUUAAUUUUUCGCUUGAUCCAAGGACUGGUCAGCAAAGCAAGCUGGUUAAUAGGCUACAUCCUGAUUACAGAAUUUGUUGGGCCAAGCUAUCGUAGAAUGGUGGGGAUUUUUUACCAAGUUGCCUUUACCGUGGGACUCAUGGUGCUUGCUGGAGUGGCGUACGCACUUCCUCACUGGAGGUGGCUGCAGUUCACCGUUUCUCUACCCAACUUCUGUUUCUUACUCUAUUACUGGUGUAUACCUGAGUCUCCAAGGUGGCUGAUCUCCCAGAACAAGAACGCUAAAGCCAUGAGGAUCCUUAAGCACAUUGCAAAGAAAAAUGGGAAAUCUCUGCCUGCCUCUCUCCAGAGCCUGAGACAUGAGGAGGAAGCGGGAGAGAAGCUGAAUCCUUCAUUUCUUGACUUGAUCAGAACACCACAGAUAAGAAAACGCACUUUGAUCUUGAUGUACAUCUGGUUCACAAGCUCAGUGGUCUACCAGGGACUCAUCAUGCACAUGGGCCUUGCAGGAGACAAUAUCUACCUGGAUUUCUUCUACUCUGCCCUGGUUGAAUUCCCAGCUGCCAUCAUCAUCAUCCUCACCAUUGACCGCAUUGGUCGCCGUUAUCCCUGGGCAGCAGCCAAUAUGGUGGCAGGGGCAGCCUGUCUAGCCUCGGUAUUCAUCCCUGAUGAUCUACAGUGGCUAAAAAUUACUGUUGCCUGCUUGGGAAGAAUGGGGAUCACGAUGGCCUUUGAAAUGGUCUGCCUGGUCAAUGCUGAGCUGUACCCCACAUUCAUUAGGAAUCUCGGUGUCCUCGUCUGUUCUUCAAUGUGUGACAUUGGUGGCAUUAUCACGCCGUUCCUGGUCUACCGGUUCACUGGCAUCUGGCUUGAGCUCCCACUGGUGGUUUUUGCUGCAGUUGGCUUGGUUGCAGGUGGUCUGGUGCUGUUGCUACCAGAGACCAAAGGGAAGGCUUUGCCUGAGACCAUCGAGGAAGCUGAAAACAUACAAAGACCCAGAAAAAAUAAAGAAAAAAUGAUUUACCUCCAAGUUAAGAAAGCAGACAUUGCAUCAAACUAAGUGGAGAGCCCAUUGCUUCCACUGUGGUCUUGCUCUGAUGAUGUCAAAGCCGGGAGCAGAGAUUUCUUCACUCUCCACAAAACCCAUACGAUUCAGCCUUACUUACCCCUGUCAACCCAGAUUCACAGCCGAUGGAACUGUUGUGCCACUGUGUAAAAAUAUACCCACAGGACAAGAUCCUGCCAAGAUCUUCCAGCUCUCUCUGUUCUCAGCAUUCCUAGGACAAUGGCCAUUGGUUUUCUAGAGGGUUUUUUAGUCAUCUUUUUUUUUUUAUUUGCUUCUUCUCCCCACAAUGACAUCAAACCAGAAUACAUAGGGGAACUGUGGGUUAAAGAAACAGAAUAAAAAAGGUCUGAAAAAUAAUAAA
Carlito syrichta (Philippine tarsier) is the source of this 2104-nucleotide messenger RNA. RefSeq names its product solute carrier family 22 member 2 (gene SLC22A2). The record is from RefSeq and is a predicted model, not a curated record. Gene Ontology annotation, cellular component: membrane. Gene Ontology annotation, biological process: transmembrane transport. The transcript is spliced from 11 exons. The coding region runs from base 73 to 1737 and encodes 554 amino acids. NCBI's taxonomy places the organism in Eukaryota, Metazoa, Chordata, Mammalia, Primates, Tarsiidae.